AAACGAACAAAAGAGAAACACAAAACAAAACAAAAAAAAAAAAAAAACCCAGCAAAAAUGGCGAACAAUUCGGCUCUGUCUCUUCUUCUUCUCACGCUGGUGGCGCUCUUCAUUCUGAAGUCGCCGGCGACGACGGCAUUGGCAGCCAAGGAUGCUCCAUUACGAGGAAGAAGAGAGAAACAAGAACCGUACAAGGUUGUCAAUGAGUUUUGCAACCAUCAAAAAAUGCAAAGAGUUACUAUUAGCCAAGAUUUUUGCAAGAGAGUCCUGAAAUCGGAUCUAAGAAGUGCAUCUGCCAAAGAUAACGUAGCCCUUCUUCUGAUUUCAGUUGAUUUGGUCAUCGGAAAGCUCAACAAAACCCGAGAGUAUUAUCUCUCAACUGUUCGCCGGAAGUCCAUAUCGCCGCCGGCGGCGUUGAAACCGGCCCUCGAAGAUUGCGCUAAUGCUUAUGAACGGGGGAUUGGACAGCUGGAGCUUGUGCCCGUAGACGUGAAAGACGAUCCGACAUUUGGAAGCUACGAUGCGCUUCUGGCAAAUGAUGCAUUGAAGAAAUGUGGGGAGUCUUUGAAGAUGCACCGAAUUUCUGAUUACCCAAUUUUGAUAAGGCACCGAAGUUCUGCCAGAUUUGUCCAACUUUGUGUAGAUAUUUCGAUGAAUGUUUCCUGA
Oldenlandia corymbosa var. corymbosa is the source of this 666-nucleotide messenger RNA. The record is from the annotation of a GenBank genome assembly. Lineage: Eukaryota; Viridiplantae; Streptophyta; Magnoliopsida; Gentianales; Rubiaceae.